AUGGAUGCUACAGUUUCAAUGACUUAUCUCUUACAUAAUUGUAAAAAUACAGUAGGAACUGUGCUCGAGCGCACUACAGAAAUUUUAAGAGACAACCACAUCAGUGAAGAUUCAUUUCAAAUUCAAUUUGUCGCCUAUAGAAACUAUAAUAGUGCACAAGAUAAGAUUUUUCAAUUUUUUCCUUGGGAAACAAGAGCAGAUAAUUUACGAGCUUUCAUGAAUACAAUUAACGUUAAAGGAGGAUGGGGUAAUGAGGCUGUUGAAAUCGGUCUGUGGCAUGCUAACAAAGAAAACCAGAGAGAAAAUAUAACACAAAUUGUUCUGAUCGGUGAUGCACCUCCAAAUACAAAAGCUGAAGUAGAACAAAAGAGAAGUAAUGGUUUCGGAGAGGCAUAUUGGCAGAAUCCUAAAUUUACACAAGACACUUAUUAUGACGAUGAGUUAGCGAAGCUAAUAUCGAAUAAGAUUCCAGUUCAUGCUUUUUUUGUCAACAAACGCGCAAAAGCCAUUUUUAAAGAGAUUGCUGAGAAAUUCAGAGGAAGAUGUGAACCGCUAGACAUAAAUUCUCCUUUAGGUACGAAUAUGUUGACAGAUUUAGUAACAGAGGUUGUUCUAAAAAAUGUCAGCGAAGAAUCAAAAGGAAACGCUGUUGUUGAUGCAUAG
This is a messenger RNA of Rotaria sp. Silwood2, 663 nucleotides long. Lineage: Eukaryota; Metazoa; Rotifera; Eurotatoria; Philodinida; Philodinidae. The record is from the annotation of a GenBank genome assembly.